UGGUCUAAUGAACUUGAAAUCCUUCUUCCGCAUCGAUAGCAGCCCAUGUGGUUGGGCUGUAUUGAGCAAUGCAGGUGCUCCACUUCCUGAAGGGAACAAGCGCAAAGACAUGGCUCAGUUUCCAGGAUGUACUGAGGUAGAGGUUUCUUUGACUCAACUAACUUUUGAGACUGACAGUUCUUGGGAUAGUUUGGAUAAAGUGGGUCGGGAGGGGGAGAAUAUAAGUUUCCUCUAUGCCCUAAACUAUUAUACCAGUAAUAAUAAGAAUGACAAUGGUCAUCUUAUCUCCUACACUCAGCCUUAGGGUGUGAUGGAAUUUUAGGUACUAGGAGGCCUCCCCGUCUCAUUCCGCUUGAUAGUAUGCUCAGUGAGGAAUAUAUUCUCUCUCACGGGUCUCAGAGUGGGAGAGAAAAGGCAGACACCCUGCGGCAGAGAGGAAUCUCUGUCCUAAGGCCUGGCUUCCUUGUCUUGUUGGUCCUGCCCCAUGCUACGUUGUCUCCUGGGAGUCUUCAUGGGCUCACCUGCACAGUGGCACAGAAAUUGCAGGUCUGCUUCUCUUCUCCGGCCAAAGAAGGUAUAGGGCCGCGAGGGGUGGGGGCGGAAGCUUGGAAGAUGCUGGGUGGCGCAGGUGCAGGCACAGGGCGGUGUCUUUGUUCUUUCGCUCAUCCCUCCCCUCCCCCUUCCUCCCCGGAAACCAGUGACUCUGCCACCAGCAGUAUUGGGGAUGAACUGUGGGGGCCAGGCCUGGGGAGGGCUGAGAGUAAAAGGGCCUGCAGCAGCAAUCAGGCCAUAAGCCAGGCUGACCCCUCAGCGCAGGGCUUGCAGACUCAGCUCCCAGGUCAGCAGUCAUGAACAGAGGUGCCAACUGCACAGAAGUCACAGAACUGCUAGUGCCCGGUGAGCUGGGCGGGGCAGGGGCAGGGGGAGGGGUCACAUGGCCCCUUGUCCCACCUGCUGGGACCUGGAGGGCUGGGCUGGGCAGUAACAGCCCCCAUACCCUGGCGUCCACAGGAAUCCCCACUGUGACUCAGGCCUGGGGAUUGUGGGCCCUCUUAGGGGCUGCGACGCUGCUGCUUCUCAUCUCACUGGCUGCACACUUGUUCCGAUGGACUAGUGGCCGGAACAGAAGCCAUCCGGGACAGGGACGCUCUGGAGGAUCUGUGGAAGAGGUCCCCCUAUAUGGGAACCUACCUUAUCUUCAGACUGUGUUCCCUAUCCCAGGUCGGCUGUCUCAAGAACCGGGGCCAGACCAGCAAGAUCCAGCUCCUAGAGACCCCGUCACGGCUACAGAAAAAGUGAUGUGCUAUACCAGCCUGCAGUUGCGGCCUUCUCAGGGCCAUCUCCCCAGCCCCGGAACCCCCAUCAAGUACUCAGAGGUGGUGCUGGAUUCUGAGCCAAAGCCCCAGGCCUCAGGCCCCGAGCCGGAGCUGUACGCCUCAGUGUGUGCCCAGACCCGCAGGGCACGGGCUUCCUUCCCAGACCAGGCCUAUGCCAACAGCCAGCCUGCACCCAGCUGAGACGGAGGAGCUGGCAGAGUGGGACGAUCAUCACCCCAGCCUCCUCUGCUGCAGGGGUUACUGCUACCCUGCCCCAACAUGACUGUUUCCCAACCACCCCCCAAAGACAGGUAGUCAAUGUCCGGUCACAGGAGGUAAUGUUUCCCAAACUUCCCCUCUAAGUGAGGGAGACACUUCAGGGGAACGAGUAGGUCCCUGGUUUCUUGGGGAUGGAGGAAACUAUCUAUUCCCCUAAGGCCCCAAGCUCCCAAGUUACUCACUUCCCGUCCUUGUGGAUUUUAACCAGAUCCUCUCUGUUCCGGCUCCCUUAAAGUCUAUAGUUCGGUGUCCGCUCAGAUACCGGAAGUGGGCAGUGGUGGAGGGGGUAACCGUCUGAGAGAAGGGUGGGUAUUCUCCUUGGGACCCCAUAGUCUGGAGGGAUCCUGGAACCUAGCGACCUGAGGAACCCAAGCCUGGCUUCUUAUCUGAGAAACCUGGUUGGAGAAUACCAGCCCACAUCCUGCUGCCUCUGUUAUGUCCCCAAGUUUUCAAAUAAAACUUCUCAGAAAGUGUUUA
Messenger RNA from Enhydra lutris kenyoni (northern sea otter), 2072 nucleotides. RefSeq names its product signaling threshold regulating transmembrane adaptor 1. The record is from RefSeq and is a predicted model, not a curated record. Gene Ontology annotation, cellular component: plasma membrane. Gene Ontology annotation, biological process: regulation of T cell activation; T cell homeostasis; signal transduction. The transcript is spliced from 4 exons. Bases 849 to 1517 code for a protein of 222 amino acids. Gene Ontology annotation, molecular function: kinase binding. Lineage: Eukaryota; Metazoa; Chordata; Mammalia; Carnivora; Mustelidae.